AAAAAAAUAAAGAUAAAUUGAUAAAUAAAGACAAAUGAAGAAACAUUUAACGAAUAUUUUUGGAAUUUACUUCUCUUUUUAAUCCAUUUGCAUCAUUGUUACAUUUUUAUAAAAAAUUGUGUUGCUCUGAGAAAGAAAUUUUUCAUUUUCACUUCUAUUUUAUUUUGGAUAAAAUUUUUUUUUUAAAAAAUGUCCAAUUUCGAUUACAAUAUAAGCGAUGACGACGAAGAGGAAGAAAUAAUUGAUGAACGUUUUGUAAAAUUUUCCAAAGCAAUUGAGGAAAAAAAUAAUUAUCUCAUUUCAUUGUUAAUAAAAGAAGAGGGCAUUCUACAGAAACAAUUUCACUCUAAUUGUUCAACAUUUUUACACAUUGCGGCAAAAUGUGGUACAGCAGAAAAUAUCAAACAAUUGUGUGAAUUAGGCGCUAAUGUUAAUUUACCAAAUAAAAAUGGUGAGACGGCAAUUUUUAAUGCAAUAAAAAAUGAUGAUAUUCAACUUGUAAAAAUUCUCAUUGAACAUGGAGCAAAUAUUAAUAUUACAAGUAAACAGGGUGUAACACCAUUGCAUCUCGCUUUACUUCAUGGUCCAGAGAAAACAUUGCGUUUAAUUGUAAAAAAAAUUGUACUUGAUGCAAAAAACGGAAAUAAUUUACAAGAUAAAAAAGAAGAAGAAACGAUGGAAGUAUCAGAAGAUGAGGAAUAUUUUGACCUGUCUUCAGAUUUAGAGGAAAAUUUAUCGUUCGAAGAAGAAGAAGAAGAAGAAGAAAGCGAAGAAGAUUCGGAAGAGGAAAAUCUUGAAGGCACAAUGGGAAUGAUUAAAACAAUUUUAAGGAAUAAAAAAUUAUUUAAUAUUCAAAAAAAUGAUUAUCCAUUGUUAAUAUUUUUUGCCGCUCGUAUUGCAUGUGGUUAUAUAUUAGAAGUUAUUUUACGUGAUUGUCGAAAAUUUUUAAAUUCUCUAUCGCCUGCUGAGAGAAAAUUAGAGAGAACAAAACCACGUAAAGCAAAUAGGGAUUAUUUUAUUGAAGGCGGUUGUAAUGUAAGAUAUAUACCACAAGCACCUUUGGAUAUUAAUUUUCAGGGUUAUUUCGAUAGAACUGCAUUACAUUAUGCUGUGAGGGAAGAAAUUCCAAUUUCUGUGAAAUUUCUUUUGGAGAAUGGCGCCGAUCCAAAUGCAAAAACUUGUGAAAAACUCACACCUCUACAUUAUGCGGCGUGCCUUGAAAAUUAUGAAAUUUGUCAAAUACUUCUUAAUUUUGAUGCCUAUGUGAAUGUAAAUCGUUGCUGUCAGGGAAAUCCACUUUAUCAUGUUUGUGGACAAAGUACAACAAAAGUACUUUUAAAAUCGACUGAUGGCUAUUUUUAUGAUGAAUUUUAUCACGAGUAUACGGAUCGUGUGAAAAAAUACACAGAAGUUGAAUCAACAUUCAAUUUAAAAAUAAUGAAAUUAUUGUUGAAAAAUGGUGCUAAUCCAAAUAAUCGUGGUGAAAAUGGUGCUUCGGCAUUACAUGAGGCAUGUAAAAUGGGACGUUUUAAGGAAGUAAAAUUAUUAUUGAAAUGCAAUGCCUAUUUAGAAGAUGUUGAUAUGGAUGGAAAUACGGCGCUUCAUCAUGCAGCACAGGGAAAUUGUGUGAAAAUGAUUGAAUUUCUUUUGUCAAAUGGAUUGAAAAUUGAUUUUAAAGGCGAAUGUCGUUAUACACCAUUAAUGAUGGCAAUUAAGGACAAUGAGGGUAAAACAUCGUGUUUAGAGACAAUUGAAUAUUUAGUUGAUCAUGGUGCUGAUGUUAAUGCAAAAGAAACACUUAUUGAUAAAAGUGUACUAAUGAUUGCAAUCGAUUUUUCAUCGUCAAGUGUUGUUGAAUGUUUAUUGGAAUUGGGAGCCAAGUUUCAAACGAUAUUCAAUGUCAAUGAAGAUGAUUAUAAACGAUAUAAUUUAUUUCGAUUUAAAGAUAAUCAUAAACUUCUUGUUUGUUAUAUUGCUCUGCGGGAAAAGGAUUUAGGUGAUUAUUUACAAAAAUUUAUUAAACAUAACGAUGUAAAAGUACAAGAGGCAUUUAAAUUUUUUCAUGAAGCAAAAAAUGAAGUGAAAAAAUUAAAAUCAAUGACAAUUUUAAAACAAUCGGGAAUUACGUAUUUUGAUUUUUUAACUCAAGAUUUUUACACUACGGUUCAGCAUGUUAAGAAUGGUAAAUUAAAUCAGAUUUUAAUUGCCGGUGAUUAUAAAAAAGAAUUUCCGUGUUUUAACCAUUUUUUGGAGAGUCGUCAACAAAGGGCGAAAACUUUAAAAAAGUUUGUCAAUAAAACAUUUGAUUUUUUCACAAAAAAUCGAAAAUUACCGCCUGAUGCUGUUAAAAUGAUUUUUAAAAGUCUUGAUUCGAAAGAUUUUCGAAUUUUUGGUACAGCUUUGAAUAAGAAAUAAUGGGUUUUUUUUAAAAAAAAUAAUCGUCGUAAAUGUUUAACAUUUAAAAAAACUUUUUUUUUGAAAAAUUAAAAAUUUUUCUUUUAUAUACUUUUAUGUUAUUUAUUAUAUUUAAAAGUUAUUAUGUUAAAAAAAGACUACAAGGUUUUUUUGUCGGAAAAAUGUUCUUUCCGAAUUAUUAUAUUCGUUCUUAAUUUGUGUAACAUUUUGUACUGUUUUGUAAUAAAUUGUUCAAAUUAAAAAUUGGCUAUUUUUAAUAUGUA
Leptopilina boulardi is the source of this 2678-nucleotide messenger RNA. Its product is annotated as ankyrin-3-like. The record is from RefSeq and is a predicted model, not a curated record. NCBI's taxonomy places the organism in Eukaryota, Metazoa, Arthropoda, Insecta, Hymenoptera, Figitidae. Gene Ontology annotation, molecular function: protein binding. The coding region runs from base 190 to 2415 and encodes 741 amino acids. The transcript is spliced from 2 exons.